Phyllopteryx taeniolatus (common seadragon) is the source of this 2401-nucleotide messenger RNA. RefSeq names its product FERM domain containing kindlin 3b (gene fermt3b). Gene Ontology annotation, cellular component: cell-substrate junction. The transcript is spliced from 15 exons. Gene Ontology annotation, biological process: leukocyte cell-cell adhesion; integrin activation; platelet aggregation. Gene Ontology annotation, molecular function: integrin binding. The coding region runs from base 161 to 2098 and encodes 645 amino acids. Lineage: Eukaryota; Metazoa; Chordata; Actinopteri; Syngnathiformes; Syngnathidae. The record is from RefSeq and is a predicted model, not a curated record.
AAAAAAAAGGAACAUGCGGCACAGUUACAGACCACAGCCCGCCCUGCCAGAGAGAGGAGAAACUUCUUUGGCACACUUUUGGAGUCUUUUCACAGAUCUGAAAGAGGUGCUGCCUUCCUGGUCCACAUUUCUUCAAAGCUUUAACAGAGAAGACUGACGCAUGGCAGCGUGGGACCUGUCCAUCACAGUGGAGGACCUGGGGCCUGACGCCCCACCUGUCAGCGUCAGUGUAACCUCUGAGCUCCAUGUGGGAGGCGUCAUCCUCAAACUGGUGGAGAAGACACAUAUCCAGCGUGACUGGUCGGAUCACGCCCUGUGGUGGGAGCAGAAGCAGCGAUGGCUGCUGCGGACAUCCUGGACUCUGGAGAAAUAUGGCAUUCAUGCCGAUGCCCGUUUGCUAUUCAUGCCGCAGCAUAAGCCCUUAACGCUGGGCCUGCCCAAUGGCAUCACCCUGAGGCUCUGUGCCUGCUUCUCCAACCCCGUCUUCCAGACUGUGAUGGAUAUCUGCACACUGCUCAACAUCCGUCAUCCAGAGGAGCUAUCGCUCCUUCGGCCUGUAGAGGAGAAAAAAAAGAAGAAGGAGAAGAAUUCGGCAGAGGAGAUUUUUGACCUGACUGCGGUGCCCCUCUCCUCAGCAUCCCGGCCCAGUUUGUACAACGGCAUGCCAGCUCAUUUUGCCGGCUCGCCUCAGUUGGAAGCCAUCUACAAGAUGCUUUCAAUCCCUCAGCCUCCCCCCGCCCCUGAAGUCAUAAUCAAGCAGUACCGCCCGGUGAGCGUGGUGGACAAGGCCCACAUCAACGGCAGGUGGUUGGAUUCGUCCCGUUCUCUUAUGCAGCAGGGCAUUCAAGAAAAUGACCGUCUGUGGCUUCGCUUCAAAUAUUUUGCCUUCUAUGAUAUAGAACCCAAGUACGAUGUGGUGCGUCUGACCCAGCUGUAUGAGCAGGCUCGCUGGGCCAUCCUGUUGGAGGAUAUUGACUGCACAGAGGAGGAGAUGAUGCUAUUUGGAGCUUUGCAGUACCACAUCAGCAAGGUGUCACAGUCAGAGCCUCAGACGAUGAAUUCGCCCGCCGCCAUGGACGACCUUGAGUCGGCGCUUCAGUCCCUGGAGGUUAAGAUGGAGGGCGAGAGCAGCUCUGCCUCCGAGCUGCUGGAUAACAUGACUGCACCUGAACUUAAUGAUUACCUGAAGAUUUUCAGGCCAAAGAGGUUGACUCUGAAGGGAUACAAGCAGCACUGGUUCAAGUUCCAGGACACCUCCAUCUGCUAUUUCAAGAGCAAAGAUGAGAGUAUCGGAGAGCCUAUUCAACAGAUUAACCUCAAAGGCUGUGAAGUGGCGCCAGAUGUCAACAUGGCAGCUCAGAAGUUCCUCAUCAGGCUGCUGAUACCAGCUCCUGAGGGCAUGAAUGAAGUUUAUCUCCGCUGUGAAAGUGAGGAGCAGUAUGCACGGUGGAUGGCUGCAUGUCGCCUGGCCUCCAAAGGCAAGACCCUGGCAGACAGCAGCUUCCACAGUGAGAUACGCAGCAUCCGCUCCUUCUUGGCAAUGCAAACCGCCAGCUCAAGUUCUCAUGGCAAUGCAACCGCUACAGACGAAAGCAUAAACACCCACAGUUUGGUGUCACCCCGCUACCAUAAGAAGUACAAAACCAAACAGCUGACUCCUCGUAUCCUGGACGCGUACCAGAAUGUGGCUCAGCUCUCAGUGGUCGAUGCAGUCUCUCGCUUCCUGCAGAUCUGGCAGGCCCUGCCUGACUUUGGCCUCUCAUAUGUAGUAGUCAGGUUCAAAGGAAGCCGUAAAGACGAGGUACUAGGCAUUGCUCCCAACCGUCUGAUCCGCAUCGACCUCGGUGUGGGUGACGUGGUGAAGACUUGGCGUUACAACAACAUGAAGCAGUGGAAUGUCAACUGGGACAUUCGACAGGUGGCCAUUGAGUUUGAGGGGAACAUCAACAUCGCCUUCAGCUGCGUGACAGCCGACUGCAAAAUUGUUCAUGAGUUCAUCGGGGGCUACAUCUUCAUGUCGACACGAAGUCGCGACAAGAGCGACAAGCUCAACGAGGAGCUCUUCCACAAGCUGACAGGCGGACACGAGGCGCUCUAGAACUCAAACACACCAAAGGAUCUGCAUUUUUUUGGGGACCAGAAUCGACCAUCAGGCAGAAAACCAUGUUGAAAAGGCUUUGUCCUGCCAGUGUGGCAUAUGUCAAAAUAUCAAAGAUAUAACACGGAAUGUUCAGAAUACAUUCCACACCCCUAAUGACCAGUGACCAAUGUAUAGCACACUUACCUCAUUGUUACUUGUUUCAACACAAAUAGCACAUGAAUUCCGUGAGAAAAAAAUGGAUGGAAACACCAAAUGUUUACCACUUACCCUUUUAAUAAAAUAAAUUGUGUUUAACGCUCA